Molecule: messenger RNA, 4071 nt
Organism: Osmia bicornis bicornis
Lineage: Eukaryota; Metazoa; Arthropoda; Insecta; Hymenoptera; Megachilidae
Gene: Elp1
Product: putative elongator complex protein 1
Exons: 12
Coding region: 121-4041 (1306 amino acids)
Biological process (GO): tRNA wobble base 5-methoxycarbonylmethyl-2-thiouridinylation
Cellular component (GO): cytosol; elongator holoenzyme complex
Molecular function (GO): tRNA binding
Source: RefSeq, a predicted model, not a curated record
ACAUUAUUUUGCAAUUGUGCAUAGGUUAAGACUCAAAGACCACGCUUUUGUACUAAUAAAUUACAACAAACUAUUUACAUUAUCCUUUUAUACAUCAUAGGUGUACGUAAUUAUUAAACAAUGAAAAAUUUGACAGUGACUCAACGUGCUGGUAGAUUUUUAGAAAGUUUAGGAAUUCAAAUUUCUAACGAUUCAAACAUAUUACACGCUGUUAAUUCAAUCAAUGAUGACUUUUAUUUAUUAUUGAAAAAUAAAAUAUAUAAAAUUCCUUCAAACUAUAAAGAAGAUGUAGUUUCAUUUGAUAUUGACGAAAAUUUAGAUUUUAUCGGAUUAGAAUAUUGCACUAUAUCUCAAGAAUUAUAUGGUGCUUGUAAAUCAGGCGAUAUUAUAAAAAUAAAUGAUUUUGCAUGUGAAUUAAAAAUUCAAUUAGAUGUAAAUUUACAAUGUAUGAAAUUAAGUCCAGAUCAUGAAAUAAUUGUAUUGGUUACUGCUAAUGAUGUUAUGAUUACAAUGGUAUCAACUUUUCAAAUAAUAGCAGAGGUUGAUUUGCAUGCACCAGAUGUUGGACAGAAGCAGUUUAUAACUGUUGGUUGGGGUAAAAAAGAAACUCAGUUUCAUGGUUCAGAAGGAAAGAAAGCUGCAGUAGCUAAACCAAUAGAACAAUGUGAAAAUGAUUCAGAUGAUGGAUUAUGUAGAAUAACUUGGCGUGAAGAUGGUUCAUUAUUUGCUGUUGGUUUCUUACAUUAUGAAAAUAAAAUGAGGCAGUUCAAAGUAUUUAACAGAGAGGGUAUUUUACAAUACACAAGUGAACAAAUUAAUGGUUUAGGAGAACCAUUAUCAUGGAAACCAUCUGGUAGCUUAAUUGCAACAACACAGAAUUUGUGCAAUAAAUAUGUUGUUGCAUUAUUUGAAAAGAAUGGCUUGAAACAUAGAGAACUAGUACUUCCAUAUAAAGCAAAAGGAAUGAGAGUAAAGGAUUUAUUUUGGUCUCCAGAUUCAGAAAUUCUAACUAUUUGGAGUCAAAUGGAAGAAGAUUCUUCUUCAGUAGUACAAUUGUGGUCUGAAAAUAAUUAUCACUGGUAUCUAAAACAGUCAAUUAAAUUUCCCAUUGAUAAUUCACUGAUCUGUGCAACAUGGUGUACAGCAUCAUCUUUGAAAAAGCUGAUCCUUCUAACAUACAAAGAGUUUAUUGUUUAUGAUUAUAAUUGGGCUGUUCAUCAUAGUAAAGGCAAAAGUGUAAAUGACAAAUCCGUUGUUGGUGUAAUUGAUGGAAAUAAAUUAUUAGUAACUGGAUUUAGAGUAGGCAUAGUGCCCCCACCACUAGCACAUCAAACUUUGGAAACUUCUGAAUGCAUAAAUGCUAUUGUUUUUGCACCAGAUGUAAAAACUGAAGAUACCUGGAUUAACAGUAAUACACUGUUUUGUGUUUCUGACACUAAUAAAUUGGUAUUUUACAAGCAUAUAACUGAUGCCUGUCUGUUGGAGUAUGAAUAUAUUGGAUCAUAUGAUAUUAGAUGGAACAAUACAACGAAGUAUAAAAAUUGUUUAUAUAAUAUGCAUCAUUUUUUGUGGGUUGAUGAAAAUAACAUUUUAUGUUCACUAUCAAUGAACAACCAAAGCUUGCUUUGUAUUAUAACAUUAAAUGCAAUAAAUGAUCAAGGCCGAGAACAAGUAAUAGUGAGACAAACACAUAUUAUGGAAGGUUUAAUUCAACAUAUUAUUCCAUCUCCUGAUCCAAAAGAAGCAUAUAUAAUUGUAGAAAAUUCUGUUAUAAAAUAUACAGAAGCAGGAAUAAUUCCAAUUGACAUACGAUUACAGGGCUAUAUUUAUAAAGUAGAAGUUGUGAAAAUUGGUACUAAACACAUUUUUUUAUCAUUAUAUCACAGAAACUGCUUUUCAAUUAAUGGAAAACAAAUUGCUAACAACAUUACAAGCUUCUUCGUGCAUUCCGAAUUCUUGCUUCUCACAACUGCACAACAUACAUUAAUAUGUGUUAAUUUGAGUGAAGAUGACUUCGAAGAAUUAACUAAGCAGAAUUUGACUAUCAAACCAUGGGAAAAUAAAAAGCCAGAAGAAACAUCAUUUACAAAUCUAAACAUAAGACGUCUAGAGAGAGGAUCUCAAUUAAUAAUAUCAGUUCCAAAAGAUUCAAGAACUAUUUUACAAAUGCCCCGUGGAAACUUGGAAUGUAUACAACCACGAGCAUUGUCUCUGUAUAUAAUCGGAUUUUAUUUAGACAAUUAUAAUUAUCUGCUAGCAUUUGACUUGAUGCGCAAGCAACGAAUAAACUUGAAUUUAAUUUAUGAUCAUGAUCCAAAGAAAUUUAUCGAAAAUGCAAAUAAAUUUGUGGACCAAGUUUCUAAGCCAAACUGGUUAAAUUUAUUAUUGUCAGAAUUAACAGACGAAGAUGUUACUACAACGAUAUAUGCAAAUUAUUAUCGAAGAGAUCAGUCGAAAUCAGAUAUUUCGACGAAUAAAAUUGAGGUAGUUUGCGAUUUAUUACGACAUAUUAUGGAAGAGAGGAAUAAAGAUAAUCGUCUAAUUCAACCGAUAUUGAUUAGCUUAGUUAAAAAUAAAAAUAAGCAAGGAAUAGAAGGUGCACUGACUAAGAUAAAUGAAAUUAGAAAAUUAGAAAACUCUGUAAAGAGCGAAGACUGUAUCACAUCUGAUGAAGCAUUGAAGUAUUUAUUAUACAUAGUGGAUGUGAAUGUAUUGUUUGAUAUAGCUUUGGGAAUGUAUGAUUUUGAUUUGACAAUGUUCAUUGCAUCUAAAUCACAAAAAGAUCCUAAGGAAUAUAUUCCCUUUUUGAAUAAUUUGAAGAAACUUGAUGAUAAUUACAUGAAAUAUUCUAUCGAUUUGCAUUUGAAGCGUUACGACUCUGCACUUAAACACAUUGCCAAAGAAUCGAAUAAAUUCAAUGAAUGUGUAAAUUUGAUACGUAAUCAUGAUUUAUAUACAAAAGCUUUAAAACUGUUUGGAAAGGAUACUGAACAGUACAAGGAAAUAGCUAGAAUGAACGGAGAAUUUUUACAAAAACAGAGACAAUAUCAUGAAGCUGGAAUUAUGUUCCAUAGAAGCGGCGAUUUUAAGAAAGCCUUAAAUGCUUAUACAUUAGCCGGUAGCUGGCAAGAUGUUAUUAUUCUGUCCACCCAUAUGAAAUUAAGCGAAACAGAGAAACGUACGUAUUAUAAGGAUAUGGUAGAACAUCUGAAAAUGAAUAAAAGAUACGAGGAAGCUGCUCACAUUUUAACAACAUACUUGAAAGAUCCAACAGAAGCAGUGAUUGCUUUAUGCAGUGGCAAACGUUGGAAGGAUGCUGUUAGAAUUGCUUAUGACACUCAAAAUUUAGAUUUAAUUGAAUUGCAUGUGAAAUCGAGCGUACACGAACAUGCAAACUACACAGUAUAUCAGAUACAAAAAAAUAAACAAGAUUUUGAGCAAUAUAAAGCGCGUCUGGCUAUAGUGAGAGAUAAUAUUUCUCAACGAAAUAUGAAAUCAUAUAAUGACAUAUCUGACAAUGAAUUGAUAUAUAAUAAUAAAGGUAUUUCCGAUAUUCUUAGCGAUACAAGUAGCGUUGCUAGUUCAACUUCAAGUCAAAAGUCAAAAUUUUCUACUUUAUCUGGAAGGAGUUAUAGAUCAAGUAAAAACCGUAGGAAACAAGAAAGAAAAUUUUUAAAUUUAAAAGAAGGCAGUACUUUUGAAGAUUUAGCAUUAAUACAAGCUUUAUAUCAAAUUGUCAGUAAUACAUACAAAGAAAGAGAUGAGUUACAUGAGUUAAUUCAAAUGCUUCUAUAUUUCGAUGAUGACGAAUAUGCAGAGAAAGUGCAGAAUUGUAUGGAACAAUUUCUUGUAGCUAUAGAUAAAAGUAAAUCUGAAAUUUGGAAUAAAUCUGCACCUUCGAGCCUAAUAGAAAUGGAAAACAUGGAACUUACAACAUUAUCUGAAGUGCAGGGAUUAUCUGCAUGUCAAAAAUUAAUUGAACCUUACGUUUUACGCCCGCCGGUGCCUAGUUCCUUAUCUUGGAAACUAAAUAUAUUUUAAUUUUGAUUACAAUAAAUUUUUUGUAAAGUA